GACAGCAGGGUCCAUGCACUUCCUCAUUGUCAUACAUUUGCUUUCACUUUAACGUCACACUCAACUUCGAUUCGUGUACAACUUUUAAUAGUUUUUUUUGUUGCAUCUAUGUACUUGAAAAGUUUCAAAAUAUUUAGGACCGACGCUGUGUCUUUUUGUGUCGUUUCUGUUUUCGUUUUUCUUUUAUUGAGGAGAGUAUGCGGCAGUCGGUGUCACUGGCGGGCCUGUUAGUGUUUCUGCCCUGUUUGGUGACGCCCAACUCCGUCUACAAGGCAGUAGGUGACAAAGUUGUCCUCACAGCAGACCCUGUGGCGGGUCCCAUCACCGCCAUCACGUGGAAACAUGGACCUGACAUCGCCAUGGAUUGGUAUAAAGGUUCCUUAAACUCUUACCGGCAGUUCAAAGAUCGCGGUAUGCUGAAUAGCUCAACUGGAGCGCUGACGAUCACAGGACUGACUCGCAGCGACAGCGGCAUCUACACAGCAGAGAUCAACCAACACGAAGGCGCCAGCCUGACUCAACUCCUGGUUAUCUCUCCUGUCUCUAAACCCUCUGUCUCCACAUGGUGUGACCCUCAGAAGACCUACUGUGUUUUCACCUGUAAAGGCAACACCACAGACGCUGAACCAAUCACCUACAAGUGGGGGGGAGGUGACACGUUCAGGGAAUCAACCAACGUGCACAAUAUAACAAAGGAGGAGAAGGAGCCCAGUUUCAGAUGUAUGUUGGUUAACCCAGUCAGCUCUGAAAACAGUGACCCAGUCGUCAACCCCUUCACCACUAGGAAUCGGACAUGGACGUUAACCUGCCUCAUAGCAUUAGUAGGAGUGUCCGUGUGUGUCUUCUUGUUCAUAUACAAGUGCAGAAAAGGAAAAGAUGUUGAAGGGACACCACAAGAGAGAUCAGUAAUGCUUCCAGGAGGCCAAGAAACACCUAACCAAACAACAUGUGAUGUGCACCGAGAAUCCGACAGUGCAGCUGAGGUCCAAGAAAUCCCCACCGAGGACUCAACAUCUCCUGUGUCCCCAGAUAUCAGCAGUGAAGCUGAGAGAUCAGUAAUGCUUCCAGGAGGCCAAGAAACACCUAACCAAACAACAUGUGAUGUGCACCGAGAAUCCGACAGUGCAGCUGAGGUCCAAGAAAUCCCCACCGAGGACUCAACAUCUCCUGUGUCCCCAGAUAUCAGCAGUGAAGCUGAGAGCUUGUCAGCGAUUUCUGAAACAUCCGACCAGGACCCGACAAAUGCUGCGACCCCACAUGCCAGCAAUGAAACGGAGAACUCAGCUUUGAUGUCAAGUGGCGAAGAACCCUCUGGAUGCCAGGAGCCACCCGUGGAUGAACAGCCACAAGAUGAAGACCAAAGCUGAAGUACUUUCCGCUCCUUUUUGCAAAAACACUUGUUGUGAUUUUUCUGUCUGGACAAAAGGCUCAGGGGUUUCAUGUCUGGAUGUAGCUGCUGUGAGCUGCUGCUCCAUGCUAACAUGCGAUGGGUGGUAGAAGCAGUGUUACAUGCAGACAGAUAGUUCCAGGAUUGUGAGAGUUUUUAGUUUAGUUUAGUUUAAUCAAGUAAGGUAAUAGGGGGAUAUUUACUAAGGAUUUGCAGCCCUUUUUAGCUGCUAAACAGCCAAAUUGUGUUUGUCCUCAUUCACUAAAGGACCCGUUUGUUGUCAUGCAGUAUGUACUUUAAGGUAUUCCUGUUUAGAAGCACAAAAUAUGGGAGAAGAAAAUAGACAUUUAUACAAAUUCAAAGAGUGACUCUUGUGGACUGAACCUCCUGUUGCAGAGUUCAAGUAUUGAAAGUGACUGUUUCAACACAUUAAUGGUGCAAAAUGUACUCUGCGACACACUGAAUGCUACUUGCAAUGCCGUGAUAUUUAUGUAUAUAAGAUCGCUGAUACAACUUAAAUAUUUAUAGAUAUAAGUUAUUUGGUGAUUUCUUUUUCUCUGUAUUUCCUCUGCACCAAAGGCAGGCAUUUUAGUGCCUUGUAAAACCCAAAUCUUACUUCAGUGCUGAAUCUUUUAAAUUUAGCUGCAGCACAAGGCCAAUUCUUCAUAAACUAGUAAAGUAUUUGUCACAUAAACUGCAGAAAAAAAUCCAAGGAAAUCCGGAGAUCCGAACAGAGCCCUGAACCAAAUAUAGAUAAUGAUUACUGGCGAGUUGUUCGUUUAAUGAUUGCAACGAGGAGUUCUGAAGUGAGAGGAAUGUUUUUUAGAUUUUGUAUGGAACAUUUUUAAACUGAUAACAUGCCAAAGAGAAGAAACAUAUAAUAUAUUAUGGAGGUUCAACAUCUUUGGCCGUUACAUAUCAGCAGGAAGUAUUUGGUCAAUUGAAGAGAACAACUAUUAAAAAAUGUUGAAGGGCAUUUAUUUAUUAAAUUUUCUUGUCAAAUGAAAUCUGUUUUAGGUUUUGGUACAUGUUAUUUAAAGUGUUUGUCUUUGCUUUCUGCUUUGCUGCCUCAUUUGUCCACCAGAGGUCCUCACACACUACUUAAGCAGCCGUGAAUUGACUUCAUGGACUGUGAAUAAACAUACACAUUGACUGUUUUUUGUUCCUUUAUUAACAUACAAACAAUUUCAGAUAGAGGCACAUUAGGGACAAUGAACAUAAACAUCUGAACAUAGAGACAAAUCUGCAGAAGUCUAACAGGUGAAGAAAGAUGGGGGGAAAGAUAAUUAUAUGCAUGAAAGAAAAUAAAAAGUUUCAUACCAUUUUUCUUAUACAUAUAAAUAUUCUAUUCCAUACAUAUAAAAUGCUGCUUAAACUUUUACUUUACCAUCUUUAUCUACAGUCUUUAAUUUAUUUCCAUUUUUAUUUGUAUUAUUAUAAUUAUUGUUGUUUUUGUUUCUCUUAUGACACGUGAUGCUGAUUUGAAUUUUGAAGUCUAUGUACUGUGUACUGUGUACGCCCUUUUCCUUUCAAGCUUUAUGUGCGCUAGAUUUGUUUUAUUCCACCUUCCUGUUUGAAGACUGACAAUCACUUAAGCUAAUUGUCAUAGUAUACUGUUUUAGCGAUUAGUAUUUAAAAAAUCAACAAUAAUCAACAGCUUUAUACUAACAUUUGUGAUGCUGGAACCAUGAAAUGUUUUUACAUGAAAAAUGACAAUCGAUUAUCAAAAUAGUUGCAGAUAAAUUUUCUGUCAAUCGACUAAUUGAUUUGACUAAUGACUAAUCGUUUCAGCUGUACUUGUUUAAACUGUUGGGUAGUUAAAUUUAUAACAAAAUAUCAUAUUUUCUAAGCGUUGCAUAUGUUUUGCAAAAAUCCUCUAAUUUGUAAAGUAACUAGUAACUAAAGCUGUCAGACAAAUGUAGUGAAGGAAAAAGAACAAUAUUUCUCUCUGAGAUGUAGUGUAGUAGAAGUAGAAAGUAGCAUAAAAAGAAAAUACUCAAGUAAAGUACAAGUACCUCAAAUUUGUACUUAAGUACAGUGCUUGAAUAGAUGUGUUUAAUGAUAUUCCACCACUGGUAGUAUGGAUUUGGGUCUGUUUCGAUUCAAAAUGUCUGUAUUUGUUUGAGAGCCUGUGUUUUACAAUAUAUCGAGUCUUUUAAGCAUUAGAUGGUCCUACUAUCACGUUGCUUUAAGACAUAACACUUCUAACACACAUUGAAAGAACACUGUGCUUUCAGAUUUUGCUCCAAGCACAAUGAGAGGUUGUUCAAAUAUUGUCCCAGCUGAGUUUAUAACAUGACAAAAGUGACACCACACCUACAGUACAGUGUCCCAUGGUCCAUUGUCACAGCGUCACUCAGUACACUAUCAUAUAACAGCACGGCUGUGUCUCAGAAGCCUUUUCUCACCUACAGGUUUCACCUUUGGCAGCUAUUAUGUAUGUUUGCACUGUGACAAACGCUGAAAUCACCUACUGUUUUGUGUAGCAGCUGGUUAGAAUAGAGGAUCAGUCUGUUCAAGUUACUGAAUAAGCCAAUGAUUUAGUGCAAACAUUGUGAAACAACUGGAAAUUUGACUCCAUGACCUAAAAGGUCUCCAUUUUUUUGAUAAAACUGAAUAAAUUACGGGUCAUUAAAAAACAA
Molecule: messenger RNA, 4029 nt
Organism: Siniperca chuatsi (mandarin fish)
Lineage: Eukaryota; Metazoa; Chordata; Actinopteri; Centrarchiformes; Sinipercidae
Exons: 13
Coding region: 198-1367 (389 amino acids)
Source: RefSeq, a predicted model, not a curated record